Tribolium madens (black flour beetle) is the source of this 1127-nucleotide messenger RNA. Its product is annotated as pancreatic triacylglycerol lipase-like. The coding region runs from base 49 to 981 and encodes 310 amino acids. The record is from RefSeq and is a predicted model, not a curated record. The transcript is spliced from 4 exons. Gene Ontology annotation, molecular function: lipase activity. Lineage: Eukaryota; Metazoa; Arthropoda; Insecta; Coleoptera; Tenebrionidae.
GCAACAUAAAAUUUGUGUUCUCACAAUCCAAGAUUUCUAUCGUAAAACAUGACUCGAACUGCAAGCAUUAGUGUAGUGGUAGUGCUGGUAAUGCUUACCGUCACUCUGACAGUCGUAGUGAAAGCUGACGAUGUAACGUUCUACUUAUUCACCAAAGAAAAUCCAAAUUUUUACGAAUAUAUCCAACUCGACCAAAGUAACAUUGAGCAAAAUCUACAUGACAAUGCCAGGACAGUACUCUUAAUACAUGGGUGGUCCGAAAACCGUACAGCCGACUGGUUUGAAGACUUGAAAAAUGCCUUUUUGUCAAGAACAGAUAUCAUCUACAACGUCAUACAUGUCGAUUAUAACAAAGUGGCAUCAGAAUUGUACCCAAUAGCCGUCAAAAGAAGUGUUGGAGUUGGAAAUCAAAUAGGAAAAUUUAUUAUUGCCAUGUUGAAAACCGUUUCUUUAUCAAAUAUUGAAAUAUGUGGCCAUUCACUUGGGGGUCAAAUUGCCGGAUACGCCGGUCAGUAUAUUUUCCGAAAAACCGGCUACAGAAUUCCAARAAUAACAGCCUUGGAUCCAGCAGGACCUCUUUUUGAAGGAAUUUUUAACAUAAAUAGAAAACAUUUAGAUAGAAAUGAUGCUGAGGUCGUAUUCGUGAUACAUUCAGAUCGUGGAAAAUUCGGGUUUAGUAAUGCUUGUGGUACUGUGGACGUUUUUCCCAAUAACGGGGUGGCAAUUCAACCUGGAUGUCCAGAUUUUUCCCAAAACGACAUUCUCUUUUGCAGUCACCACAUGAGCUACAGAUUUUAUAUCCAAGCAGUGGCACAGCCACAAAGUCUUUUGGCAAUUCRAUGUAAAAAUUACGAUUCCUUUCAAAGAAAAGAUUGCGAACAGAGUAGAAUUAUUGAUCUCGGAGGUGAAAUUAAUCCCGUCGAUCGAGGAACGUAUUUUUUAAAAACGCAACCAGAACCACCAUACCGAUUAGAGCCUUAAAUUUAUUUUAAUUUACUUUAUUUUAUGAUUUUUAUCUAAUAACAAAGUUAUGAUAAAAUUCGUUUUCUUAUUCCCAGCACGUCUCAAGUAUUUUCAACAUGAUGUUCCAAACCGCCGAUGAUAAUAACAAUCCACAAGACCCUAAA